This is a messenger RNA of Lepus europaeus (European hare), 4344 nucleotides long. It is a transcript of the gene NOD1, whose product is annotated as nucleotide binding oligomerization domain containing 1. Bases 638 to 3499 code for a protein of 953 amino acids. Gene Ontology annotation, biological process: regulation of apoptotic process. Gene Ontology annotation, molecular function: protein binding. The record is from RefSeq and is a predicted model, not a curated record. The transcript is spliced from 14 exons. Lineage: Eukaryota; Metazoa; Chordata; Mammalia; Lagomorpha; Leporidae.
CUGCGCAGCUGCGGGCGCCCCGCGCUCCCGCACACAGGCCCGGCCUGGCGCCCGGCCGCGGCCGGUUCCUCAGACCUGGCUGCCACGGAUUGAUUUUUUACUUUAGACUCCUCAUUUCAAAAGCAAGUCAUGAGGUGAUGGCCUCCUACUAAAAAGUGAAGCCGUUCCCAUCAUAUGUGCUGUGAUGCCCCAGCAGCCCAGGACGGGCCUUCCGUGUGCUUGCAGGUGCCCAGGGAGUGUGUUUGGUUUGAAUGAACCCCCGGUCAAUGGGCUCUGAACAUUUUCCUUCCACGGGUUGGAAAUCAGAGGCAGAGCUGAGCGCUGAGGUCCCUGGGAACGAGGCCAUUGCGGAGAAUGUCCCCUGGCCUGCCUGAGGUGGCCACGUUUCAGGAGACUUCCCCUAAGUCUCCACCUUUGAUGACAAGAGCUAGAGAUGCCCGUGGUGGUGGCCAGAACAGCGCAGGAAGACCUGCCACCGUGCUUGUGGGAGUCCCAGGCACACACGAGACCCAGGCGAGACUACACUGAGAGCCUGGGACCCCGGAGGACUGGCCUAGAAUCCUGAUUGCCUUGCCCUGCGGAAGACGCAUGCAGCCGAAGAUGAAUUCGGGAGAAGUAGCUGCUUGCUACUCUAACUAUGGAAAAGCAGGGCCACAGUGAGAUGGAAAUAAUCCCGUCCGAUUCUCAUUCCCACAUCAAGCUGCUGAAAAUCCACCGGGAACUUCUGGUCACCCACAUCCGUAACACCCAGUGUCUGGUGGACAACUUACUGAAGAACGACUACUUCUCCACGGAAGAUGCAGAGAUUGUGUGCGCCUGCCCCACGCAGCCCGACAAGGUUCGCAAAAUCCUGGACCUGGUGCAGAGCAAGGGCGAGGAGGUGUCGGAGUUCUUCCUGUACGUCUUGCAGCAGCUCACAGAUGCUUACGUGGACCUCAGGCCGUGGCUGUCAGACGUGGGCUUCGUCCCUUCCCCGCUCAUUCAGAGCAAAGCGAUUGUCAACACUGACCCAGUGAGCAGAUACACCCAGAAGCUGCGCCACCAGCUGGGCUGUGACUCCAAGUUCAUGCUGUGCUACAGCAAGAAGGAGGAGAUGCUGCUGGAGGAGACGUACACCGACACCAUCAUGGAGCUGAUCAGCUUCAACAACGAGAGCCUGGGCAGCCUGGGCAGCCCGGCCUGCCUGCUGGACCAGAGCUCGGGCGUCCUCAACGAGCAGGGCGAGACCGUGUUCGUCUUCGGGGAUGCCGGGGUGGGCAAGUCCAUGCUGCUGCAGCGGCUGCAGAGCCUGUGGGCCUCGGGCCAGCUGGACGCAGGGGUCAAGUUCUUCUUCCACUUCCGCUGCCGCAUGUUCAGCUGCUUCAAGGAGAGCGCCAUGCUGUGUCUGCAGGAUCUGCUCUUUAAGCACUGCUGCUACCCGGAGCAGGACCCGGAUGAGGUGUUCGCCUUCCUGCUGCGCUUUCCCCACACCGCGCUCUUCACCUUCGAUGGCCUGGACGAGCUGCACUCGGACUUCGACCUGAGCCGCGUGCCUGACAGCUGCUGCCCCUGGGAGCCCGCACACCCCCUGGUCCUGCUGGCCAACCUGCUCAGCGGGAAGCUGCUCAAGGGUGCCAGCAAGCUGCUCACGGCGCGCACAGGCGUCGAAGUCCCACGCCAGCUCCUGCGGAAGAAGGUGCUGCUCCGGGGCUUCUCGCCCAGCCACCUGCGCACCUAUGCCCACAGGAUGUUUCCGGAGCGGGCGGCACGGGAGCGCCUGCUGGAGCAGCUUGAGGCCAACCCCAACCUGUGCAGCCUGUGCGCCGUGCCCCUCUUCUGCUGGAUCAUCUUCCGCUGCUUCCAGCACUUCCAUGCCACCCUCGAUGGCUCCUCGCAGCUGCCGGACUGCACGGUGACCCUGACCGACGUCUUCCUGCUGGUCACCGAGGUGCACCUGAACAGGACACAGCCCAGCAGCCUGGUGCAGCACAACACGCGCAGCCCGGAGGAGACCUUCCAGGCUGGCCGCGGCAGCCUGCUGGCGCUGGGACGGGCAGCCUAUGGGGCCAUGGCCAAGAGCCUGUUUGUCUUCAGCCAGGAGCAGGUGCAGGCCUGCGGUGUGCAGGAGGAGGACCUGCAGCUCGGCUUCCUGCGGGCCGUGCCAGAGUUGGGCGGCGAGGGCAGCCAGCAGUCCUACGAGUUCUUCCACGUCACCUUGCAGGCCUUCUUCACUGCCUUCUUUCUCGUGGUGGAUGACGAGGUGGGCACGCAGGAGCUGCUUGCCUUCUUCCACGAGUGGGUGCCCCCGGGGGAGGUGGCGGCCGCCUCCUGCUAUCCCCGAUUCCUCCCUUUCUGGCGCGUGGGGGACAGUGGCCCAGUCAGGGCAGACCCCUUCAAGAAGAAGGAUCACUUCCAGUUCACCAACCUCUUCCUGUGCGGGCUGCUGUCCAAAGCCAAGCAGAAACUUCUGCAGCACCUGGUGCCCCUGGCGAGCCUGAGGAGGAAGCGCAAGGCCCUGUGGGCACACCUGUUUGCCAGCCUGCGGACCUACCUGAAGAACCUGCCCCGGGUGCAGACCGGGGGCUUCAACCAGGUGCAGGCCAUGCCCACCUUCCUGUGGAUGCUGCGCUGCAUCUACGAGACGCAGAGCCAGAAGGUGGGGCAGCUGGCGGCCAGCGGCAUCUGCGCCAACUACCUCAAGUUGACCUACUGCAAUGCCUGCUCGGCUGACUGCAGCGCCCUCUCCUUCGUCCUGCACCACUCCCGCAAACGCCUGGCCCUUGACCUGGACAACAACAACCUCAACGACUACGGCGUGCGGGAGCUGCAGCCCUGCUUCAGCUGCCUCACCGUCCUCAGACUCAGUGUGAACCAGAUCACUGACAGCGGGGUGAAGGUGCUGUGUGAAGAGCUGACCAAGUACAAAAUCCUGACAUACUUGGGUUUGUACAACAACCAGAUCACGGAUGUCGGAGCCAAGUACGUCGCCAAGAUCCUGGAUGAGUGCAGAAGCCUCACGCACGUUAAACUGGGAAAAAACAAAAUAACGAGCGAAGGAGGCAAGUGCCUGGCGCUGGCAGUGAAACACAGCAGCUCCAUCAUUGAUAUCGGCAUGUGGGGCAAUCAGAUCGGGGAUGAAGGUGCCAAAGCCUUCGCGGAGGCCCUGAGGAACCACCCCAGCCUGAGCAACUUGAGCCUCGCGUUCAAUGGCAUCACCUCAGAAGGAGGAAGGAGCCUCGCCCAGGCCCUGCAUUGCAACACGUCUCUGAAAAUAUUUUGGCUGACCAAAAAUGAACUCAACGAUGACGUGGCAGAGAGCAUGGCGGAAAUGCUGAAGGUCAACCAGACGCUGAAGCACUUAUGGCUCAUCCAGAACCAGAUCACAGCCAGGGGGACGGCCCAGCUGGCAGAGGCCUUGCGCCAGAACACCGGCAUCCUGGAGAUCUGCCUGAAUGGAAACCUGAUGCAGCCCGAGGAGGCAGAAGCCUUUGCAGAGGAGAAGAGGCUCAUCUGUUUCUGACUCGCCCUGGAGGUGCCCCGCCGCGCCGGGCCUGUGGCAGUGCAGGCCACCUGGCCACCUCCCUGAGCUCCUGGGACAGCCUUGCUGGAGCAGGGUGUGUCCCGUGAGCUGUGGGAGUUACCGCAGAACGGGCACGUGCUUCUGUGCUACGGAGACACCUGACGGUAACUGCUUUCGUCCGAAGCCCAGGAGAGAGAGAACAGAGGCGGCUGGCUCAGCUCCUGCACGCACCUGUCCCGAGCGUCAGUGGGCUCGGCGGCCGGCAUUGUAGCCUACGGCCGCGAUGGGCCCACGUUCCUGGAAAGAAGGUGCUCAGUGUCUGGCCUGAAGCAGCCCCUUCCUCCCCGACUUUCGCUGGACUCGGGCUGUUCCCAUUUCGCAGCUGUGGCUAUUGAGGCAUGAACAGCGUGGGGAUUUGACUCAGCUGAGGUUUUGUGGGCCGUUGGUUUAGGCUCGCUGUCAGCUGACAAGGACAGAGGAAGACCAGCACUUGCUGCAUGUCCAGCCCCACUCGGCCUCUGGCUCGUCCAGGCUGCCUUCCUCUGUCCAGAGACAACUUGCUUCCUGCCCGCCCGAGGGUGCCCAGCCCAACCUGGCUUGUGGCCCCGGCAUCAAGUGGUGGCUUCGGUCUCGAAGAAGGGCCACUUGCUGCCCCUGAGCAGUUGGAGCCCCGACUCUGGGAGCCGGCAGAGACCUUGGCCGCAGAGCAUGCUGGUGGGACACCCUGCACGUGGUGUAGGGGGCUUAGGGGGCUGGGGUAGGGUGUCCCACCAUGAGCUGUUCUUCAGCCUGCCAGCUCGUUUGUUAAUAAAAUUCCGAAAGCGCUCCAGGUGCUGAUGGCGUCC